Electrophorus electricus (electric eel) is the source of this 6409-nucleotide messenger RNA. The record is from RefSeq and is a predicted model, not a curated record. Lineage: Eukaryota; Metazoa; Chordata; Actinopteri; Gymnotiformes; Gymnotidae.
AGACCGAGAGAGCGACGGACCGCUGCGCUAGUGCUCGCCGACCAGGUUGCGAGGAGGUCGCUGACCAGGCGAAGGAUGACUGGGUUCGCGAGACAAUAUACAGAUUUCAGAAGAACGAGUGUCCCCCUAAAACCGACAUGGAAAUAUAGCUGCCCGGCUAACUACAAGACCCCAGAUCUAUAUGGCCUGUGUUAAGUGGAUCUGUGAGACUCCUGUCAGCAUGAAUGAAUAAGCCUUUUCUAUAAGCUGAGGGAAAUGGCUUUUAAAUUGUGCUGGUCCUACCACCUACAGUCGGUCCUCCUCCUUUGAAGGACGUCAGCUGUUUAUGGGAACUACUUGCCUUGCUCUCUUGUGGAUUUAGCUCUCCUUUUGGGACGCCAUUUUUCCACCAUCACAGACGGGCUGUGUAACUGGGCGACAUGGCUACUAACUCCUAUGCUGGGGUGAAGAACUCUGUGGCAGAGCCCAGUCAUGAUGGAGAAUUUAGCUGCUCACUCAAAGAGCUGUGCUCUCUUAUGGAGCUGCGGGGGACUGAAGGAGUGCAGAAAAUCCAGGAAUCUUAUGUGGAUGUUAACGGACUCUGCAAUAGACUGAAAUCCUCGCCUAUAGAUGGUUUAAGUGGAUAUCCUGCAGACAUUGACAAAAGGAAAUUAGUGUUUGGACAGAACCUUAUACCUCCAAAAAAGCCAAAAACAUUUCUUCAGUUAGUAUGGGAAGCAUUACAAGAUGUAACAUUGAUUAUUCUAGAAGUGGCAGCCAUAGUUUCAUUAGGCCUUUCUUUUUAUAGACCUCCGGAAUCAGAGGGUACAAACUGUGGGAAGGGAACAGGAGGAGUGGAAGAUGAGGGUGAGGCAGAAGCAGGUUGGAUAGAAGGAGCUGCUAUCCUCCUGUCUGUCAUCUGUGUGGUGCUAGUGACUGCCUUUAAUGACUGGAGCAAAGAGAAGCAGUUCCGUGGCCUACAGAGCCGCAUUGAACAAGAGCAGAAGUUUACAGUGGUGCGCAGCGGGCAAGUCAUUCAGAUCCCCGUUGCUGAAAUUGUAGUUGGGGAUAUUGCACAAAUUAAAUAUGGUGACCUCUUACCUGCUGACGGCAUUCUCAUCCAGGGGAACGAUCUCAGAAUUGAUGAAAGCUCUCUCACGGGCGAGUCAGACCAUGUGAAGAAAACUUUGGAGAAGGAUCCUAUGCUGUUGUCAGGUACCCAUGUCAUGGAGGGCUCUGGAAAAAUGCUCGUCACGGCUAUUGGAGUUAACUCACAAACUGGAAUCAUCUUCACCCUACUUGGGGCAGGAGAGGAGGAUGAAGACGAGGAGAAGGAGGAAAAGAAGAAAGCAAAAGAACAGAAGAAGCAAGAUGGCUGUGUGGACAACAAAAAGAAAGCUAAAGCCCAGGAUGGCGCUGCAAUGGAAAUGCAGCCACUGAACACUGAGGAAACGCGAGAUUCAGAGGAGAAGAGGAAAGCCAACUUGCCAAAGAAAGAGAAAUCUGUACUUCAGGGAAAGCUGACCAAACUAGCUGUCCAAAUCGGCAAAGCAGGUCUGGUGAUGUCUGCCAUCACAGUCCUAAUCCUGGUGGUGUUGUUUAUAUUGGACACCUUCUGGGUUCAAGGCCUUCCAUGGGAGCAGACCUGCACACCUGUCUACAUCCAGUUUUUUGUCAAAUUCUUCAUCAUCGGCGUGACUGUGCUGGUAGUGGCUGUCCCCGAGGGCCUACCUCUCGCUGUCACUAUCUCUCUGGCUUACUCUGUCAAAAAAAUGAUGAAAGACAACAAUUUGGUGAGGCACUUAGAUGCCUGUGAAACCAUGGGCAACGCCACGGCCAUCUGUUCAGAUAAGACAGGCACUCUGACCAUGAACAGGAUGACUGUGGUGCAGGUGUACAUAGCAGACAAGCACUACAGGAGGGUCCCUGAGCCAGAAGUCAUCCCUGCCACCAUCAUGGAUCUUCUCCUUCUGGGCAUCAGUGUCAACUGUGCUUACACCACCAAGAUCAUGCCCAUGGAGAAGGAGGGAGGACUACCUCGGCAGGUGGGCAAUAAAACUGAAUGUGCCUUACUCGGCUUUCUGUUGGACCUGAAAAAGGACUAUCAAGCAGUCCGCAACGAGAUCCCUGAGGAGAAACUCUACAAAGUUUACACCUUCAACUCUGUCAGGAAAUCCAUGAGCACCGUGCUCAAGAAUGCUGACGGAAGUUUCCGGAUGUUCAGCAAAGGAGCCUCGGAGAUUUUACUCAAGAAGUGUUAUAAGAUUCUGACGGCAAGUGGCGAGGCCAAGGUGUUCCGGCCCAGAGACCGGGACGACAUGGUGAAGAAAGUGAUUGAACCCAUGGCUUCUGAAGGUCUGAGGACAAUAUGCUUGGCCUACAGGGAUUUUCCCGCCAAGCACGGAGAGCCAGACUGGGAAAAUGAGAGUGACAUCCUCACAAGCCUCACCUGUGUGUGUGUGGUGGGCAUCGAGGACCCUGUCAGAUCAGAAGUCCCUGAUGCUAUUAAAAAGUGCCAGCGUGCAGGGAUCACAGUACGGAUGGUCACCGGGGACAACAUCAACACAGCCCGUGCCAUAGCAACCAAAUGCGGCAUCCUGCAGCCUGGAGACGAUUUCCUCUGCCUAGAGGGCAAAGAAUUCAACCGGCGGAUACGCAAUGAGAAGGGAGAGAUUGAACAAGAGCGUAUUGAUAGGAUAUGGCCUAAACUCAGAGUCCUAGCAAGGUCUUCACCCACAGACAAGCACACAUUAGUUAAAGGUAUAAUUGACAGCACUAUUUCUGAACAGAGGCAAGUCGUAGCAGUGACGGGAGAUGGCACUAAUGAUGGCCCUGCCUUGAAAAAGGCAGACGUUGGAUUUGCUAUGGGCAUUGCUGGCACAGAUGUGGCUAAAGAGGCCUCUGACAUCAUUCUCACUGACGACAAUUUCACCAGCAUUGUCAAAGCAGUUAUGUGGGGACGCAAUGUGUAUGACAGCAUCUCCAAAUUCCUCCAGUUCCAGCUCACCGUCAAUGUAGUGGCUGUGAUUGUGGCCUUCACAGGAGCCUGCAUUACACAGGACUCUCCUCUGAAAGCAGUGCAGAUGUUGUGGGUUAAUCUGAUCAUGGACACCUUUGCCUCACUUGCCCUGGCCACUGAGCCGCCGACAGAGUCUCUGCUGCUGAGGAAGCCCUACGGUCGCAACAAGCCCCUUAUCUCCAGGACCAUGAUGAAGAACAUCUUGGGUCAUGGAGUCUACCAGCUCACCAUCAUCUUCACUUUGCUGUUUGCCGGUGAGAAGAUGUUCGAUAUAGACAGUGGUCGUAAUGCCCCUCUCCAUGCGCCCCCCUCUGAGCACUACACUAUCGUCUUCAACACCUUCGUCUUGAUGCAGCUAUUCAACGAAAUCAAUGCCCGUAAGAUCCACGGCGAGAGGAACGUGUUCGAUGGCAUCUUCAACAAUAUGAUCUUCUGCACUAUCGUCUUUGGCACUUUUGUCAUCCAGAUUGUAAUUGUACAGUUUGGAGGAAAGCCUUUCAGCUGUGUGGGCCUUACCAUUGACCAGUGGCUGUGGUGUGUCUUCUUGGGAUUUGGCUGUCUGCUCUGGGGACAGGUCAUUUCCAGCAUCCCUACCAGUCACCUAAAGUUCCUUAAGACGGCAGGUCAUGGAACUCAAAAGGAGGAGAUCCCAGAUGAGGAGCUGGAGGACAUGGAAGACCUGGAUGAGAUCGACCACGCUGAGCGUGAGCUGCGCAGGGGGCAGAUCCUCUGGUUCCGAGGCCUCAACCGGAUACAGACUCAGAUGGAUGUAGUGAGUGCGUUCCAGAGCAGCACUUCCUUGCAGGGGGCUCUCAGGCGUCACCCCUCCAGCGGCAGCCAACAGCACGAUAUCCGAGUGGUGAAUGCAUUCCGUAAUUCCCUGUCCCCCUACGAGGGGCUGGAGAAGCCUGAGUCACGCACCUCAAUCCACAACUUCAUGACCCAUCCGGAGUUCCGGAUAGAGGACUCAGAGCCCCAUAUCCCCCUCAUCGAUGACACAGACGCAGAGGACGAAGGCCCAACAAAGAGAAACGCUACGCCCACGCCCCCUCCUCCUCCUUCUCCCUCAUCCAAUCAGAACAAUAAUGCUGUAGACAGUGGCAUUCACCUCUUCAUAGAUGCCAGCAUACCAGCCACACCCUUAGCCCCUGUCAGCCCCAUGCACAGUCUGGAGACGUCUCUCUGAUCGGCUCCGCCCUUCCACACACUGCCCUUUGCCACCCCUCACCUCUUCAGAGGCUCUUGUAGCUCAGUGGACCCGUGGACGUGCAGUGGAGCGGAGCAUAAUCUGGGAGCUUAGCUUGUGCUUGACUGAUACAAGAGCAGGCAUUCAUCAAAAUGUAGAGUUUUGUUGUGACAUGACUCUAGUUUCUCCCUUGUUUGAAUCCCCUUGGAGGGGGGGGGGCAGGUUCUCUGUUUCUACUUCUACUUAUAGAAAUCUUUUUCUCUCCCCUCUGUGAGUGGAGGGGUUACAAAUUUAGAUUGAAAGUGACCUGUAUUUUUUAUUAUUGUUAUGUUGUUAUUUAAUUAUUAAUAUUCUAAUACAGGAGGCAGUCCUCUCCAUGGCUUGCAGAUCAAUUGUAAGAAACUGACAAACCUCUUGGCUUCUCUUUUUCUGAAUGGUGGUGUAUAUUUCAUUCUUUGGCCCUUCCUCAUUCAAAUACUUUAAUUUUUGCUCUAUUUGGCUGUUAAUAUUUUGAAUUAUUUAUGUUUUUUUGAAAGCAGGUCUGUUUACAAAGUUUGUAGAUACUUUUUUUCUUCUGUUGGUGAAGGAGAUUCCUGAUGCAGAAAAAACGGGGACAAAUGAAAUCAAAUAAGAGUAAUAUUUCAGAUACUGCUGUAUUUUCAGGAAAAAGGUGUUUCUAUGGAAACUGAACUAUUUUUGCCUGCAAGUUUUAUUUGUUAUAUAUUUGUGGAUAAAUAGAACCUUCUAGCCAAUUAGAUAACACUAAGGCUUGUAUAUCAACGAACAGGUGUUGAGGUCCAUUACUGAAGUUAGACAGGUGAAGACAGGGAUACAGGUAAGGACCUUUGUCAGUACAUUUCCUUAGAUAUUUACUACUGCAUUACUUUAAGAGUUUCAAAGCUAAUUUUUCAUGUUUGUGGGAAAUGCAUUGCAUUUCCAAUUCACAGUUCCAUCAUUCUUGGUUGUUAAAGAAAGUCAUCAAAAUGGUUGUAUUGAAGAAGUUUCAUCUUGAUUUGAAAUGAUUUUGAACCCAAGUCAGACACAAGUCAAACUUUAUACUUCUGUAGUAAGAUAUGACACAGGUCUGCUGCAGACAUUUCAGUCUCCACCAGUGUACAAUACUGAUGUUCAUGAACACAGAACAAAUUAAUUGAAAAGGAUGCAAUCUAUAAAACCUGAAUCUAAGAUUUUUUUUUUCUUUCAAUUCAACUUUUCUUUCAGGCAGAAAAAGGAUAUACAAAUUGCGUUUAAUUUUGUGGGUUUUCUUUUUUGGAAACUUCAUAUUUCCCCUUAAGAUUUCUGGUUUGUUGACAUUACAGGAAUUGAAAACAGCAACACACAAAAACUUUGUAUUUUUUCCUAAUUGUAUUCCAUAAAUGUUCCAGUCAUGAAAAAGAAUUGCUGCAAUUGAUUUGAUUGUAGAAUAUAUUUGACACCUGAAAUACUGGAAACACACACACACACACACACACACACACACACAAAAACACUAAAAGAAAAUGGAAAAGAUUUUUAAAGCACAGGGUACUUUAUUUCAACUCCCUUUGGAAAUUUUGAUACAGACCAUAUAAAUAAGGCUUAACUUUGUAUUUUUAUGGAACAUACAGGACAUCUUUUGACCUGGUGAACCAGAUUUGGGGAGAUUUUACACAAACUGUAGUUGGGGUGGGGAGCUUUUCCAGCAAGGGUUGUGAUUGGUCCCGCUACAAAUCUAUAACUCAGGGUGGCUGAUCGUGUGACACAGGGUUUAAGGAGACACCUGUGGUCAAAUACUAACACUCACUGCUUUUCUGUUUAGAUUAGCUCCCUCUCCCCAGUGCCCCGCUCUUCAACUCACAGCAGAGUUCUGGUUUAGACCAUUCAGGUCUGCAAGGGAAAAGGUGAAGACAGAGAAGAAAGGGAAGCGUUGUUCCAUCAGUGCAUCCACUUUUUUUCCCCUUUGGAUUUAUUAAAUGAGAAGAGCUGUCUAGUUUGCUAUUUAGGGAAGAUGUGGAAGGAAAGCAAUCCAUGUGUUUGUUCUGAAGCAUCUUCCUGUAACAGGGAUGAAUGUUUUUCCAUCUGUUUUAUGGAUUUAUUAUUUUUUUAUCUUAACAUUUGGAAAUAAAAAUACUUCAUGUCUGUUUAUCUUGAGCAAUGUAAAUGGUUAUUGUGAUUUCAAUUUACAUUUGAAAGUUGUCGAGUAAUGUGUAUGGUUUUUAAGAAUAAAAAAUGAAUAUUUAGCCUAA